AGCAGCUAUAGAAACUCCAUUUUGUGGUGCUUAUAAAUUAAAGAUUUUGCAAAAUGAAUCCAUUUCCAAGUGCGCUCACAACAAGAGUUAUAGCUACCCCGGUAAAAGCAGCUGAAGGAGGUCGCCAGCCUCGGACACCAAAGACACCGAAGGACUCCACCAUCAAGGGAUGUGCGUGCAAGCGUACCUCGUGCAUUAAGAAUUACUGCGACUGCUAUCAGUCCAUGAAGAUUUGCCAUGAGUUUUGCAAAUGUGUUGAUUGCAAAAACUCGGUGGAGCGUCCGCUUGUUACCGACAAUCUGCCAAAGAACUCCAGACGGCAACGUGCUAGCGCAGUGGCUGCCAAAGCCGAGGCUGCCGCCCUGAAGGUUGGCCUAAAGCCGGCAUCUACAACGCCGUCCAAGGUCAUCGUACAGGGUAAAAGAAACCAGCCUGGCGAUCAGCCCAUCAUCCCAUUAGGAGUACGUAUUGUCCCGAAGCCCACGCCCAUGAAACUGCUGCCCGACAAACCACGUGGUAUGCCCCAAGAGCCGGUUUCAUUCCAAAUGCCACAGCCGCAACAUCAGUUGAAGCAGCUAACAAAUGAACCUCGUCAUCAUGUCGUUCCCAAGGUUCGACCUGAUCAGGACAGGUUGAUGAGCCAUAGCAUGCCUGAGAGCCAGGCAUGGUGUGGCUCUCCGCCUCAGUCUUCAGUUAUCGUCUCCUCGCCCAGUUGCUGCGAGGUAACGGAGGCAGAGAAGGAGAACACGGAAGAGAAGAAAAGCAAGGAAGCCAAUCUGUUCAUAAAGCCCGUCAAUGUGACACUGCUCGAGUGCAUGCUGAUCCAGGCCACAGAGGCGGAGCAGCUGGGAUUGAGUGAUAUCCAGGUGGGCCAACUGGUCCUCAACGAAUUCUUCAAGGGCUUGCAGAUCAUUUACGAUAACUCCUGUGGCAAGAUGGCGGAAUAGAAAUGUUUGGGAAAUGAUUGUAU
Drosophila miranda is the source of this 970-nucleotide messenger RNA. RefSeq lists its product as uncharacterized. Lineage: Eukaryota; Metazoa; Arthropoda; Insecta; Diptera; Drosophilidae. Gene Ontology annotation, biological process: regulation of DNA-templated transcription. The coding region runs from base 54 to 947 and encodes 297 amino acids. Gene Ontology annotation, cellular component: nucleus. The transcript has 2 exons. The record is from RefSeq and is a predicted model, not a curated record.